AUGUACUGUACAUGUAACUCUGGUAGUUGUGUAUCUUCUGCUCUAAUCCUUCUACUGUGCUUUUGUUAUGCAGGGAAAGGGUUAUUGGUAUUAUCUGGGGCAAAGUGGUUCCAGCACCGCAAGCUGCUGACCCCGGGUUUCCAUUAUGAUGUUCUGAAGCCAUAUGUGAGACUGAUGUCAGACUGCACUAAUGUGAUGCUGGACAAAUGGGAGCAUCUGGUCUCAGAGAAGAAGUCUGUAGAGCUGUUCCAUCAUGUCAGCCUCAUGACGUUGGACACCAUCAUGAAAUGUGCCUUCAGUUACCAGAGCAACUGCCAGAAUGACAGUGAGAGUGAAUACAUCAAGGCUGUCUAUGAGUUGUCCUACCUGGCAGAUUAUCGAUUCCGAAAUGUCCUAUUCCAUAGUGAUCUCAUCUUCAAUCUGAGCCCACAUGGAUUUCGCUUCCGGAGGGCACUAAGAACAGCUCAUGAAUUUACAAAUUUCUCCAAUACAGAUAAUGUGAUCAAACAGCGGAAAGAAUCUCUUAAGCAGUACAAUGAGUUGGAGAAGGUCAAACAGAAGAGACACCUGGACUUUCUUGACAUUCUUCUGUACGCCAAGGAUGAAAAUGGUCAGGGUCUGUCAGAUGAGGACUUGCGUGCAGAGGUGGAUACAUUCAUGUUUGCGGGACACGAUACAACGGCCAGCGGGAUUUCCUGGACAUUAUACUGUAUGGCUACACACCCUGAACACCAGAACAAAUGUCGGGAGGAGAUCAGAGAGCUCUUGGGAGAUCGGAACACUUUGGAAUGGGAGGAUCUGGGUAAGAUGCCAUACUCCACCAUGUGUAUUAAGGAGAGCAUGCGCCUGUAUCCACCUGUGCCAGCAGUGGCCCGUCGGCUUUCCUCACCCAUCACCUUCCCUGAGGUGGACGGAGCCUGCCUAAAGGUCAGUCAUCACCAUACUGAGCUUGUGGGUUCUGUUUCUUUAAAGCCCAACUACUGUUUUUUUAUGUUUGAAAGUAUACUUCUGUGA
Molecule: messenger RNA, 1014 nt
Organism: Staurois parvus
Lineage: Eukaryota; Metazoa; Chordata; Amphibia; Anura; Ranidae
Source: the annotation of a GenBank genome assembly